AAAAAUACACCUGAAAAGGACAUUGAAUCAUUACAAAUAACAUUUUAUGAAAUUGAGUCUUGGAUUGAAAAGACAACCCCUCUUUUAAAUCGCUUGACUAAAGAACUUGAAACAGCUUCCGAUCGGUUAAAUAAAUAUAAAAAAGAAUUCUCUCCAACAAAAGCAAUAGCUUUUAACGUCAUUAAAAAUACCAAUAAAGUUUUAAUGACCUCAACUAAAGACAAUUCAAUAAAAUGGAUAUUAUCAUUUCAGCCUGGUAAUAUUUUAAGACUAGAUACUAAUAUUACUAGCAUUGAGCAAUUAAUACAAGCAGUACAAAAGAUACGUUUAUUACAAUUGGAAGAAGCUGUUGAUACAACUUAUUCGAAUAUAACAGCAUUACAAGUGCCAGCCCUAACAUUAUCUGAAGAAGAUGAUACAGUACUCGAUCUACUAUACUCCUUUCCUAGUUCAUCUACAAAUUUGCCACAGGAUGUGAUCUCCUUAGAUUACUGGCAAUAUGCUACAGGCAGACGUCCGGAAAUUUGUCUCGAAAAUUAUCGACAUUAUAGAAUGAACUUGAAUGGACUUACCAAAAAUAUUUCACCAGCUGCACUUAACUAUAUUGGACAAGUGUUUUGGGACUGUUUACAUCCUAAAUUUUCUUCAGAUUGGAAAUCCUUUUGGGACAAAUUAGAUAAUUCUCCGAGAAAUCAAGCUUGUAUUGAUUCCGGCUUGGCUAUGCUCUUUUUACAUGUUAUACGCCAUGAUAAACAUAUUUGUGAAAAUGCUCAAGAGAUUGCAGGAUUUUAUUUUGACCGUGCUCGAGAUAAAUUGAUGGAGUUCUUUGAUGAGCCUCCUGACUGCGUGACACUCGAAACACUGUUAAAUCUUAUCAUGUUUUGUCUCAUUUGUAAACGUUAUACGCAAGCAAGGAUUUAUAUUGGACUUUGCCUAAAUAUGAUUGCAGAGCUUGGUAUUUAUAAAACAAACGGUUUACCUACAGAUAAUCUGAUUUUGCGUAGGAAUAUGAUAAAAUUAUUACUUCUCUUUUAUUAUUAUGAUUGCUCUUUAUCUGACUAUGUUGGAGAAUCACCCACUAUUGAUGAUUCAAUAUUUGAUAUCAGUUUUUAUGAAAUUUGUACACUAAAUGAUACACUUUACGAACUUAAUAAAGCCAAGAAUAUAAAUCUUCAAAUCGAUUUUGAUAAUGGCAAAACUCUCGUCAAGGAAUCUUAUUUUGCUCAUUCUGUAGAGCUUCUCAGAUGGCAUAACCGGGUGCCUAUGGAUAUUUUUAAUUACGAAGAUUUUGACUAUGAUCAAUUAGAGCAGAUGAAACUGAAAAAGGUUAGAGAAAGAGAUAUAGUUACACACAUGGAUACUACAAGUAUACGAGCUCAAGCAUCUUUAUUAUUAAAAUUACAAUAUGAAGCUCAAUGGAUUAUUUUGCAUAAAGCUAUUCUCAGCAGUAUUCGACGUUCAAAAACUACUGAUUACACAUCACCUUCUUUAUUAUACCAAGAACAAAGAUCAAGCAGGAUAUGUUCGGAAUCAGCAGAUCUUAUUGUUAAAUAUUCUGAAGUUUUUACUCGUUGUUUUGGAUGGUGUGUAUCCCAACAAGUUAUUGUAUGCCUUUACCAUGCUUCAACAGUGUAUUGUGGGCAUGCUUUAGAAAAAAAUAACUUUGAGUUAAAAAAUAGAGCAAAAUUUAUGAUUCAUAGAAUUAUACGUAUAUUACAGACAUGUACAAUUAUUUAUAAAGGACUUCCUGAUGAUAUGACAGAAUGUCUCUGCGAAUUUUUAAAGAAA
Messenger RNA from Cokeromyces recurvatus, 1788 nucleotides. RefSeq lists its product as uncharacterized. Lineage: Eukaryota; Fungi; Mucoromycota; Mucoromycetes; Mucorales; Mucoraceae. The annotation marks the transcript as partial. The record is from RefSeq and is a predicted model, not a curated record. The transcript is spliced from 3 exons.